Molecule: messenger RNA, 728 nt
Organism: Anthonomus grandis grandis
Lineage: Eukaryota; Metazoa; Arthropoda; Insecta; Coleoptera; Curculionidae
Gene: RpL11
Product: 60S ribosomal protein L11
Exons: 3
Coding region: 116-679 (187 amino acids)
Biological process (GO): translation
Cellular component (GO): cytosolic large ribosomal subunit; ribosome
Molecular function (GO): structural constituent of ribosome; RNA binding
Source: RefSeq, a predicted model, not a curated record
UUAUAUUUGAUACUAGAGGCGGCAACCUCGCAUAAUUUUUUAUGACAUUUUUGACAUUAGACACUUUUGACGCUCAGAAUCUGACACUGACAGCUUCCUUCAAAAAAGUUCAGCCAUGGCGCCCGCAGUGAAAAAAGAGAAGAAAGAAGUCAAAGACAAGUCCAAAAAUGUCAUGCGGGACUUGCACAUCCGUAAACUCUGUCUUAACAUUUGUGUCGGCGAAAGUGGUGACAGGCUAACUAGAGCUGCUAAGGUGUUGGAACAACUUACAGGGCAACAGCCUGUAUUCUCCAAAGCUAGAUACACUGUAAGAUCUUUCGGUAUCCGUCGUAAUGAAAAAAUUGCUGUACAUUGCACCGUAAGAGGGGCAAAGGCUGAAGAAAUCCUUGAAAGGGGCCUGAAAGUCAGAGAAUAUGAAUUGAGAAGAGACAACUUCUCUGCUUCAGGAAACUUUGGUUUUGGUAUUCAAGAACACAUUGAUUUGGGUAUCAAGUAUGACCCAAGCAUAGGAAUCUAUGGUCUUGACUUUUAUGUAGUAUUAGGCAGACCUGGAUUCAAUGUAGCCCACAGGAGGAGGAAGCAAGGAAAAGUUGGAUUCCCACACAGGCUGACCAAGGAAGAUGCCAUGAAGUGGUUCCAACAGAAAUAUGACGGUAUCAUUUUAGCCAGCAAGAAGUAAAAACUGUGUUUUUACAUUUGACUAAAUAAAUAUUUUUAAGGAUUUGUUA